AUGAGAACAUAUCCUCUCAUAGUCGGUAAUAGCACGAAUGUGUCGGACACUUUGGGUAUUGUGAUUGGAUUACAACAAAUUCGAAGAGUUUUGAAAGUCGGUCCUUUUCGAUUUUGGUCGUUGAAUCCGAAAUUCGCUUUUUGGUGGCCAUCGAUACCGCGGCAAGAUGCGCUUGUUGUUUUUUGUGAGCGGUACCCUUCUCAAAUGAUGAACCCGUGCAUCGUUUUCUUUCAUGAUUCACUAACGAAUGCGUCGAACAAUAACGACGCGUCCGUUCGGCGUGAAGUGUCAGUGGAAGUGCAAUCCGACACCACCACUGUUCAUUACGGUUGUGCUGCACCACCUCAUCAGUUGGGUUGA
Anisakis simplex (herring worm) is the source of this 360-nucleotide messenger RNA. The record is from the annotation of a GenBank genome assembly. NCBI's taxonomy places the organism in Eukaryota, Metazoa, Nematoda, Chromadorea, Rhabditida, Anisakidae.